Molecule: messenger RNA, 756 nt
Organism: Staurois parvus
Lineage: Eukaryota; Metazoa; Chordata; Amphibia; Anura; Ranidae
Source: the annotation of a GenBank genome assembly
AUGGUGAAUUUAAAGGAGAAAAUAAAGGAACUUCAUCAGCAAUAUAAGGAGGCUUCUGAAGUAAAGCCUCCCAGAGACAUCACUGCCGAGUUUUUAGUGAAAAGCAAGCACCGAGAUCUGACAGCCCUCUGCAAGGAUUAUGACCAGUUAGCAGAGGCACAAGCAAAACUUGAAGAGAAACUGCAAGAACUUGAAGCCAAUCCUCCAAGUGAUGUUUACUUGUCCUCCAGGGACAGACAGAUACUUGACUGGCAUUUUGCAAAUUUAGAGUUUGCUAAUGCAACUCCUUUGUCUACACUUUCUCUAAAACAUUGGGACCAGGAUGACGACUUUGAAUUUACUGGCAGUCAUUUAACUGUUCGGAAUGGCUAUUCCUGUGUUCCAGUGGCAUUGGCAGAAGGACUGGAUAUUAAAUUGAAUACAGCUGUCCGGCAAGUGCGAUACACUGCUUCUGGAUGUGAAGUAAUAGCAGUGAACACACGCUCUACUAGUCAGACAUUUAUUUAUAAGUGUGAUGCUGUCCUCUGCACUCUGCCUCUUGGUGUAUUGAAACAACAACCUCCUGCUGUGCAGUUUGUUCCUCCACUUCCAGAAUGGAAGACCUCUGCUGUUCAAAGAAUGGGUUUUGGAAAUUUAAAUAAGGUGGUACUCUGUUUUGACAGAGUAUUUUGGGACCCUACUGUGAAUUUAUUUGGUCAUGUAGGCAGUACGACUGCCAGCAGAGGGGAGCUUUUUCUUUUCUGGAAUCUGUAUAAA